AUGCCAACUAUUACUCUUAACUGUUUGGUCGUAGGUGAAAACCCUUAUGAAAUUGCUUUCAACAUCAAGAUGAACUUGACAAAGACGGUUAGUGAACUUAAGGAAGAAAUUAAGACAAAGAAGCAAGCAUUUCGCAUCCCAGCCAGCCGACGUCCCGUUAAAGCAAAGAGAACCAUCGUAAUAGAGGCAAUGGUAGGUGUAUUACAAUUGAUAGGAAAACCAUCAUACAAUUUUAAAUUUAAACUAGCCACGACAACUACUAACAUCACCACCUUGGGCAAGGCAUUAAGUGACGAUUCUGAACUUGGCGGUAUUGCAAGAAGAUUUUUGAGACAGAACGAAUUCUUCGAGAAUGAUAAGGCGAAGCUUUAUUUUCUGCGUAAAAAGAGAAAGGAUGAAGUGAAGAUAUGUACAGAGACGACAUUAAGUAUGGCGAACGAAAGACUUGGUGUCACAAACGAAAUUGCCCACCAAAAUUCUCUUGAUCGUUUGAAGGAAAUAGCAGAGAAAGAAAGUCUCUCAGAUGAAGGAGACUAUGAAGAACCUGGGGACGAGGAUAAACCCAGUAAGGAAAAUCCUCGUCAAGUAUUCCUGUCGAAAUCGAGAGUAGCAACACCCAAACCGUGCUAUUUUGAUGGACUUCCUAUUCAUGCUGGAUACUCACUUAUGGCGGAGGACUGGAUAACAGAUGGUGUAAACUUAAGCAAUAAUUUGAAGGGAACUGGGCUAGUCUCGAAACGUUUUCAUCAGCAAGUGUCUGAAGGAUUUGAAAAUGUUUGGGUUGAGUUAAAGGGUGGUGUUGGUACUCGUCAUGAAUCCGAAAACAGCAACAAUCGUGAGGACAUAGACGUGGUUUCUCGAGUUGCACGUUCUUUAUCAACGAUAUUUGCAUUAAUUACCGAUUUACAAAUUUAUGCCAAUUUACAAGCCAGUAAAUUGGCAUUUCAUCAAAUUAGAUCUUCGACAAGAAGUUUUGAUGCGAUUCUACGCCAAUCAAGGCAAAAAGAUUUCGGGCAUGACAGAAUUCUCUUACAUCAUGGUAUGUCAUGUUUUUCCUGCUUACAAUCUCAAUGA
Molecule: messenger RNA, 1074 nt
Organism: Rhizophagus irregularis DAOM 181602=DAOM 197198
Lineage: Eukaryota; Fungi; Glomeromycota; Glomeromycetes; Glomerales; Glomeraceae
Source: RefSeq, a predicted model, not a curated record